AUACUAAAGUUGCAUCUACUUCAUAAAAUCUACAAACAGUUAUGAAAAGUUUAUUCCUCUUAGAGCUAGCCGUGCUACUUUCGGUGCGUGCCCUGCCAAGCAAUGUUCAACCAUCCAGUGUCAUAGAAGAAUUCAUCGUUGGAGGCGAAUAUGCGAAACCAGGCGAAUUUCCUUGGCAGCUAUCUUUACAGAUCAUGGGGUACCCUGAAAAAGCGUUUUCCGAGGUUUGGACUCACACAUGUGGGGCGAUACUUUAUUCCUCGAAGUACGCACUAACCUACGCUCAUUGUCUUUACAGUGGGAACACGUACAGAAUAGUAGCUGGUCUGCACAAAUUAAGCGAGCCAAAUUUGGCAACAAUUGUCGACAUCAGAUCAUUCGAAAAGCACAACCACAACAACAUUGCCAUCAUCACGUUCGCCUCUGAAAUCGGAUACACUGAGUGGAUCAAACCGGCUGUCCUCCCUUCCGAUAACAACAACAGGUUCGACAACGAGUCCUGCUUCAUAUCAGGCUGGGGAAAAUCAAGUUUAACUGGCAGACCAGACACACUCCGAAAAGGAUUGAUGUCAGUCAUUACAAACUCUGAAUGUCAGAUAAGAAUUGGUGACUGGCCAAUUGCUGGCCUUAAUACAAUUUGCGCUCUAGAUCCAAAAGAAUAUACCUCCAUUUGCCACUACGACGAAGGCGGUCCAAUGACUUGCAAAAUUGGCGGGAAAGACAUCGUUGUUGGAUUGGCUUCGGAGUUCUUUCUAGGGUAUAUUAAAGAAUGCACGCCAAAGAAACCCUCCCUUUACGUAAGGCUCAGUGAAUAUUUAGAUUGGAUCAAACAGAACACUCCCUGA
Helobdella robusta is the source of this 845-nucleotide messenger RNA. RefSeq lists its product as hypothetical. Bases 42 to 845 code for a protein of 267 amino acids. The record is from RefSeq and is a predicted model, not a curated record. The transcript is spliced from 6 exons. Gene Ontology annotation, biological process: proteolysis. Gene Ontology annotation, molecular function: serine-type endopeptidase activity. Lineage: Eukaryota; Metazoa; Annelida; Clitellata; Rhynchobdellida; Glossiphoniidae.